AUGUCGAAAAAUGUGGUCUUCGACGUGGUCGGCAGCCUGGUCUCCUACGACCACCUCUUUGACGUGAUCGAGCAGCGCUUUGGCGCCGACCGGCUGCGCGCCGCCAACAUCAACGCUCGCCUGCUGGGUCAGUGUUGGAUCGAGACGGCCGAGCGCGAGUACACCUAUCUCAGCCUGUCGGGCCGCUAUGCCACCUUCUUCCGCGUCUUCGGCUCGCUCUUCUACCGCAUGCUGCGCUAUGCCGGCCUGAAGCUGCGGUCCGGUGCCGCCGAAUGCAUCGCCAAGCUGCGUGCUGCCGGCUUCACCGUCUGGUGUCUGACGGCGGGCGACCUGGCCCGCGUCGGCGGCUACUUUUCCCUCGCCGGCGUCGACAUGCCGUCCGACAACUUGCUCUCCUGCGACAGCACCGGCGUGGCCAAGCCCGACCCGGGCGCCUACCGUCCGCUGCUCGCCCAGCUCUCUGCCACCGGCGCGACGCCCUGGUUUGCUGCUGCCCACAUGUGGGAUGUGUCCACGGCACGGACGAUCGGCUUCCGUGGUGCCUACUGCACCGUGCUCGAGGCCGAUCCCAUGCACGACAUCUUUGGCGACAUGGAUGUCAUAGCACACACGCUGCCCGAGAUGGCCGACAUGAUCAUUGCGGCAACACCAUGA
Messenger RNA from Grosmannia clavigera kw1407, 654 nucleotides. Its product is annotated as 2-haloalkanoic acid dehalogenase. The transcript has 3 exons. The record is from RefSeq and is a predicted model, not a curated record. The coding region runs from base 1 to 654 and encodes 217 amino acids. NCBI's taxonomy places the organism in Eukaryota, Fungi, Ascomycota, Sordariomycetes, Ophiostomatales, Ophiostomataceae.